Medioppia subpectinata is the source of this 432-nucleotide messenger RNA. Lineage: Eukaryota; Metazoa; Arthropoda; Arachnida; Sarcoptiformes; Oppiidae. The record is from the annotation of a GenBank genome assembly.
GACGUGCGGCUAAACAUAUGGUACCUGUAUUUCACGUUGAGCAAAGCGCUAGAGCUAUUUGACACGCUAUUCAUCGUGCUGCGAAAACAAAAACUGAUCACGCUACACUGGGUGCACCACGUGCUAACGCUGACCUAUUCGUGGUACGUGAUCGGCGACGUGCCGGCCACCGCCCGUUGGAUGGUUAACAUGAAUUUCAUGAUCCACUCAAUGAUGUACACGUAUUACGCGCUGCGGGCCAUGCGUUUUGCGAUACCCCGUGUGGUCAACAUAACCAUCACUUCCCUACAAAUCGCUCAGAUGUUUGCCGGCCUAUUCAUCAACUACUUGGCCCUUCACUACAAGCUGUCGGGCAUACCGUGCGAUCUGUCCCGCAAAGUGGCCGUCUUUGGCUUCUCCUUGUAUUUCCUGUUUUUCCUCUUAUUUAUGAAU